ACUGAAUAGAUGUAAAAAGGAAGGUGGAUCACUUGUAACUCUGUAUGAUGACGAGGACGCCACGUUCACAGAGAACUAUGUGAAUAAAAAGGAUCUCUAUUCCACCCACUGGCUUGGUCUGAUCAAGAACCGAACAAAUAUCACCACUUGGUCAAAUGGUGACCCGUUCACAUGUAAUCGCUCCAGUGUAAACCCAGCAAACAUAAGAAAUGGAGACCAAAUAUGUGAAGCAAUGGAAAACAAAACAUGGAAAGGUUUCAAUUGUUCAGAUAAACAUCCUUUCAUGUGUUACAAAGAUAAUCAAUACGUUCUGAUUGACAAGGAGAAAAAGAACUGGUGCCAGGCAGAGCAGUACUGCAGAGAGCGUAACAGUAAUUUAGUCAGCAUCACUAAUGAUGAUAAAAACAACGAAGUGAUUAAAGAAGGAAAGAACAAAACCUUCUGGAUUGGACUCCUGCAUGAUGAAUGGGAAUGGGUCGACGGAACCUGCUCGACUAACAGAACCUGGUAUAUUUCAUCAAGCGUUGAUGGACCAGAGAAAUGUACAGCUCAGUCAUUUAAUCCAUUGGAAAUUAGAUCAAAAUUUAUGAAACCACAUGGCUGUGGCAAUGACGCAAAACUACUUUGCUCCAAAGGCGACAUGAGAAUCAGAGUUAUUGAAGAAAGAUUAACUUGGGAAGAUGCUCUCGACUACUGUGAGAAAAAUCACACAAGCCUGCUGUGGAUGGCGGAUGAAAAUGAUCAGGAGGCGGUCCAGCAAUGGCUAGAUGUCAAUGAUAAAAGUGGUACAUUCUGGAUCGGUAUGAGGCAGAGUACCGUGUUUGGCUUCUGGAUCUGGAAGGACCGCCCAGUGACCGUGAGCAACUGGAAGGAUGGCCAACAGCCUGAGCCGUCCUUAGCCUACCAAUGCGGGGUCCUCAAAACAACAGACAACAACAAGUGGAGCAACGAACACUGUCUUCGCAAGCACCGUUUUAUUUGUGAGGAGAAGAUUUUCAAAAUGAACGUGUAAAAUU
This is a messenger RNA of Stegastes partitus (bicolor damselfish), 1016 nucleotides long. Its product is annotated as secretory phospholipase A2 receptor. NCBI's taxonomy places the organism in Eukaryota, Metazoa, Chordata, Actinopteri, Pomacentridae. The transcript has 3 exons. The record is from RefSeq and is a predicted model, not a curated record. Bases 233 to 1012 code for a protein of 259 amino acids.